GGAACCCAAGGGUAGCAGCAGGCAGCGCGUCCUUGACGAUGGCCAUGGACACGUUCUACAUCUCCCACGGCUCGCCCACGCUCUCCAUCGACGACUCGCUGCCAGCGCGCCACUUCCUCAAGUCGUGGGAGCCGGCCGGUCUCGCCGGCCCGCAGCCGCCUCGCGCCAUCCUGAUCGUGUCCGGCCACUGGGAGACGGACACCCCGGCUGUCAACGUCAUCCGUGGCACCAACGACACCAUCUACGACUUCUAUGGCUUCCCCGACCAGAUGUACAAGCUGGUGUACCCUGCGCCGGGCGCGCCGGACGUGGCCAUGAGGACCAAGAAGCUCCUGGAGGACGCCGGGUUCGGGCCGGUGAGCGAGGACCACGGCCGCGGGCUCGACCACGGCGCGUGGGUGCCGCUGAUGCUCAUGUACCCGGAGGCCAACAUCCCGGUGUGCCAGCUCUCCGUGCAGACGGACCGCGACGGCACGUACCACUACGACCUCGGCAGGGCGCUGGCGCCGCUCCGGGACGACGGCGUGCUCAUUGUCGGCUCCGGCAGCGCCACGCACAACCUAGGCCGGAUCCUGCGGACGUUCGCGCCCACCAGCGGCGAGCCCGUGCCGGAGUGGGCGGCUGAGUUCGACGCCUGGCUCAGGGAGUCUUUACUCAACGGACGGCACGACGACGUGAAGCGGUACGAGGAGACGGCGCCGUUCGCCAAGGUGGCGCACCCGCGGCCGGACCACUUGUACCCGCUGCACGUCGCGCUCGGUGCGGCCGGGCCGGAGGCCAAAGCGGAGCUCAUCCACCGCAGCUGGUCCAACGCCACGCUCUCCUACGCGUCCUACCGGUUCACCACCAAGCAGCAAGAUAAACUGAUGGAGCCACCGUGUGACGGCGCUACCCCUGCUCUUGUAUGCGACUAAAUUCCCACACACCGCAAGUGGGGAACAGUGGCGGAGACCGGAAUAUUUUUCAGGUGUGACGGAGUUUAUAAAAAAGAAAACCAUGUUUUAAUCAAAUUAUGCAUGAACUCAUUUGAAUACUACAUAUACUAGCCAAAUGUCCGUGUGUUGCUUCCACAUUAUAGAGUGCAUUAUAAUGGUUUGACAUCAAUCAUGUCUAACAAAUACCUUUAUAGAAUGGUUAGAUAUGUUGUAUCUUACCUCAGGUUGUCAUGGUAGGAAAUGCUUAAGUAUUGCACCAAAGAUUUAGUCAGUAAUAUGCGGUGGUCAUUACUUGAUCAAGUAGCAAUCUAAAUAGAGAGAGGCUGGCGGAAGACCUUUAGUUGCAAAUGUACAAUUACGGAUGUAAGUUUGAACAUGUUUAUUAUUCAUUUUGUUAA
Molecule: messenger RNA, 1333 nt
Organism: Triticum aestivum (bread wheat)
Lineage: Eukaryota; Viridiplantae; Streptophyta; Magnoliopsida; Poales; Poaceae
Product: extradiol ring-cleavage dioxygenase
Exons: 2
Coding region: 39-914 (291 amino acids)
Molecular function (GO): zinc ion binding; ferrous iron binding; dioxygenase activity
Source: RefSeq, a predicted model, not a curated record